Messenger RNA from Salvelinus fontinalis (brook trout), 3600 nucleotides. Its product is annotated as MHC class II transactivator-like. Gene Ontology annotation, molecular function: protein binding; ATP binding. The annotation marks the transcript as partial. Gene Ontology annotation, biological process: inflammatory response; positive regulation of transcription by RNA polymerase II; positive regulation of MHC class II biosynthetic process. The transcript is spliced from 14 exons. The record is from RefSeq and is a predicted model, not a curated record. Lineage: Eukaryota; Metazoa; Chordata; Actinopteri; Salmoniformes; Salmonidae.
UCCUACCUCUCUCUCCAGGUGUAGUGUCUUCUCCCUCGCUGUCUCCUAGACUCCUCAACGUCCUACCUCUCUCUCCAGGUGUAGUGUCUUCUCCCUCGCUGUCUCCUCGACCCCUCAACGUCCUACCUCUCUCUCCAUGUGUAGUGUCUUCUCCCUCGCUGUCUCCUCGACCCCUCAACGUCCUACCUCUCUCUCCAGUUGACGGUGCGGUAGCUCCAGAUGUGAUGUGUUCGUAUCCUCCUGGAUCUCUGUCUGAUUGUGCCAGCCAAGCCCAGUCUCCCCCCUCUGCCUCCCCCCUCUCCCCCAGGACAGAGGAGUAUAUUCACCAAGCCAAGGCUCACCUGAGGGGAAUGUGCCAGGAGAUGGAGGCGGGCCUUAGCCUGGCGUCCCACUAUGUUGACGUGCGAUUGGUCCAAAGGCAGAUCCUGAUUGGCUCAGGGAAGAACGCCAGCAAGUGCCUGGAGAAGGAUCUGGUCGUCAUCGGAGACGCGGAGAGAAGGCGGGGUUCGUUGGCCAGGAGUCAGGUGUUCGAGAGCUCCACCGGGGCGAAACCCAACCGUUACACCGUGUUGCUAGGCAACGCCGGCAUGGGCAAAAGCACGCUCAUCAAGAAGCUCUGCGUCGAUUGGUCCGACGGUCUACUGCCUCAGUUCGACUUUGUGUUCUUAUUGGACGUUAAGGCUCUGACCCUCCCCCCUGAGCCGACCUAUAGCCUUCAGUCCCUCCUCUUACACCACUCCUCCUCCCCCGUCCCCUCUACUUGUCCCCAAACCCGGGAUGUCUUCAAUCAGGUCCUCUCUGUCCCGGAGCGUGUGCUGGUGAUAUUCGACGGCUUCGAGGUGGUGCGUGACUUGGAGGGUCUGCUGCAGUUUCCAGCGGAUGACAGGAAGGGGGAGACCUACAGCGUUAGACAGCUGUUCUCAGGUCUGCUCCAGAGGAAGCUCCUACCGGGCUGCUCUCUGCUCCUCUCUGCCCGACCACGAGGCACCGUCAGUGGGCUGCUGAGACGGGCUGACAGCCUCCUGGAACUCUCUGGCUUCUCCCCUCCGGACAUAGAGAGAUACCUGGGACAAUACUUCUCUGGACAGUCCCUAGAGGCACCAACCUCAGGCCCAACCUCAGUCCCAACCUCAGUCCCAACCUCAGACUCAGUCCCAACCUCAGUCCCAACCUCAGACUUAGUCCCAGCCUCAGACUCCAUCCCUGUCCCAACCUCAAUCCCAGCCUCAGACCCAGCCUCAGACCCAGCCUCAGAUCCAAUCCCAACCUCAGUCCCAACCUCAGUCCCAACCUCAGACUCAGUCCCAGUCCUAGUCCCAACCUCAGUCCCAUCCCUAGUCCUAUCCCUAGCCAGGCUCCACAGCCAGCCUUACCUUCUGUCUGUGUGUUGGAACCCAGCGCUGUGUCACAUGGUGUGUUUGCUUCUAGAACACUGGGAGGGUUCCGAGCCACUCCCCUCCACGCUGACGGGAUUGUGUUACAAAGCGUUGUCACUAAAGACGAGACGACACACCCUGAAACACACACACUGUCAAACCCUACCCCAAACUCGGACCCUGGCACACACUCACACCCUUAAACACGGUCACAAACACGUCCCUAAACACACACGCAACAGGACACGAACGCACAUCCACACUCGCUCUCACACUCAAUCCCAAAUUCAAUUAGAAGAAGAGAAGAGGAGGAUAGAGAUGAGGGAGGAGGAAGAGAGGGAGGAGGGAGAGGAAGAGAGAGAGAAGGAGAGGAUAGAGACGAGGGAGGAGGAAGAGAGGGAGGAGAGAGAGAGGGAGGAGGGAGAGAAAGAGAGAGAGGAAGAGAGGGAGGAGGAAGAGAGAGAGAGAGAGGAAGAGAGAGACAACAGGUGUGUUCUGUCAGAGUUGAGCGGUCUGGCUUGGCAGGGGGUUAAAGGUCAUUCAUCUCUCCUGACCCUGACUCUGGAGAAUACCGUCUAUGUCAAGCUGCGUCUGUUUGGCCUGAGGACCGGACUGGUCCAUUCUCACUGGCAGGGCAGAGAUUGUGGCGGUGGUGACGGUGACGACGUGAGUUCUGACAACAUCCUGUCCUGGGCCCACCCUUUCCUGCAAAGCUUCCUGGGCGGGGCUCACCUGUCCGUCUCCAGCUGUGUGUCUGACCGCGCUCUGCUGGCCCAGAUAUUACCACAGCCCAGGGGGAGGCGACGGCCUCAGGGAGAGUGUCUGGACCUUGCUCAGCGAUUCGCUGUCGGGCUGCUUUUCCGGGACAAGGCGGAACUCCAGGAUCUGGCCGCGCUGGAUACCGGCGCCAUGAAAGUGGUGGUGGCCAAGCGUGCCGCUGUGAUGUCACACCUGGAGAACCUUCACCAUGGCGACCUGAGCCCCGCUCGGCUCCUGGAGGCGUGUCACUGUGUUUACGAGACAGGCGACGCCCGCUUGGUCAGACACCUGGUACGGAACCUUCCCGAGGUUCUGUCGUUCCAAGGGGUUCCGCUGUGUCCCGCGGAUGCCUUCGUAGUGUGGAACCUUUUGGACCAGUGUAGAACGCUGAGGAGGAGGUUCUGUCUGGGGCUGGAGGACACAGGACUGAGGAUGACAGGAUUAAAACGACUGACAGGUCUCAACAACAUACACUCAUACAGGGCGUGCAUCGCUGACACCAUCACUCUGUGGGAGGAGCUAGAGCAGAGUGGGGAGGAGGAGCUUCUGAAAGCAGCUGUUUCUAAGUUGACCCUUAACCCUUUCAGAGCCACACAGGUGUCCCACGUUCAACACCUGUCUACACUGGUCAACAUACACACAAGCAGGAGACUGUCUGAGAGCCUAUCAGACGGUGUCCUGGGGGAGGGUAUACCUGCAGUCAGAGAUCUUCACAAGCUGGAGUUUGAGUUGGGUCCAGUGAAUGGCCCGCUGGCCCUCCCUAAACUCCUGGAGCUGCUGCCAGCCCUGCACAGUCUACAUCACCUGGAUCUGGAGAACAGUAAGCUGGGGGACAGUGGGGCUGAGGAUCUGGCUGGAGCUGUGGUGUCUCUCUCCUCUCUGCAGAUUAUCAAUCUGUCCCAGAACUGUAUAGGAGACCAGGGAAUAGGGAGGCUGGCUCCAGCCCUGUCUACCCUCUCCUCACUGCACUGUCUCAGUCUGUACAGUAAUGUGAUAUCUGACGCGGGUGCUGAGAGUCUGGCUGCUGUUUUACCUCAGAUGACAUCACUCAGUGACCUGGAUGUCAAGUACAACAGUUUCACAGCCCUGGGAGCUCAGAGUUUGGCUUCCAGCCUGAGGGACUGUCCAUGGAUCAAGAGUCUGGGGAUGUGGAAUGUGUGUAUUCCCUACGGAGUGUUAGAGAGACUGCAACAACAGGACCCACGGAUACAGCUGCUCUAGAACAUUGUUCUAACAGAACCCCAGAGGAUAGUCACUCCUAGAACAUUGUUCUAACAGAACCCCAGAGGAUAGUCACUCCUAGAACAUUGUUCUAACAGAACCCCAGAGGAUAGUCACUCCUAGAACAUUGUUCUAACAGAACCCCAGAGGAUAGUCACUCCUAGAACAUUGUUCUAACAGAACCCCAGAGGAUACAGUCACUCCUAGAACAUUGUUCUAACAGAACCCCAGAUGAUACAGUCAC